Pichia kudriavzevii is the source of this 426-nucleotide messenger RNA. RefSeq lists its product as uncharacterized. The transcript has a single exon. The coding region runs from base 1 to 426 and encodes 141 amino acids. Gene Ontology annotation, biological process: respiratory electron transport chain. NCBI's taxonomy places the organism in Eukaryota, Fungi, Ascomycota, Pichiomycetes, Pichiales, Pichiaceae. The record is from RefSeq and is a predicted model, not a curated record.
AUGAGAGUAUCUAACGUUCUCAGACAGGCACUCAAGUCGGCCCAGGGCCGUCAAUCGGUUCUGGUGAGAUCGGCAACGGGGAACCCAACUGGAUUGACUGGGAUUCUUCAGCAUCCAAACCCUAGACCAGCCUUGAUUUCUCUAUACAAUGCCACCUUGGCCGAACUCAAGGCCCGUUUCCCGCCAGAGUCCAUCUACAGACAGUCUGUGGAGAACCUCACAAAGGCUAGACUUGCUGUAGUUGAGUCCAACGAGGUUGUUGAGAAGAUUGAAAACGAAAUUGGUUGUGGAUUAAUCGAGGAAGUCAUUAUCCAAGCUAAUGAGGAGCUCGAGUUGUUGAAGAAGAUGGCCGAAUGGAAAGUAUGGGAACCAUUAGAGGAGAAACCCCUUGAAGACCAGUGGGUCUAUUUUGGUAAGAAAAUCUAA